Messenger RNA from Toxoplasma gondii ME49, 1842 nucleotides. Its product is annotated as Hrf1 family protein. NCBI's taxonomy places the organism in Eukaryota, Apicomplexa, Conoidasida, Eucoccidiorida, Sarcocystidae. Gene Ontology annotation, cellular component: endoplasmic reticulum membrane; Golgi membrane; endoplasmic reticulum-Golgi intermediate compartment. Gene Ontology annotation, biological process: endoplasmic reticulum to Golgi vesicle-mediated transport. Bases 361 to 1785 code for a protein of 474 amino acids. The record is from RefSeq and is a predicted model, not a curated record. The transcript has a single exon.
UCGGGCGUAUUGCCAGCAUUCAUGAAAGGAAAUUGAAUGCAACUGUUGCACGAGGGCGCUUUGGGGAAAAUAGUGUUUUCUUUCCAAGAGUUCCCUCGCAUGCUGUUUUCACGCAGACAAGCAAUUCGCCGCAACGUUGUCGUCCUCGUCUGAAUUCUUUUCCGUUACACCCCAAAAUGAAUUCUUUGCUUUAGUUGCCACAUUCCUGAAGAUUCAGACGUUAUCGCAGGAGUUCGGGGUUUUUCUCUCGUAUCGGUUCUUGAGGCGGCUCUCCACGCUGCAGUCUGUCGUUCGUGUCACCGAAGUGAAUGGCAAGAUCUUCAAGGUUUCACUAGGGGUUCUCUGCUCCCUGCUGCGACGAUGGCAGCGCCAAACUCCUUCGCCUUUUCUGCUGACCAGCAGCGAGCUGCUUGGCAGGCCAACCAGACGCCGUCCGCUCUGCAUCCGUCGGCUGCAACGUCAUAUCCGCAACAAAAUGCGUUUGGGCAACCGCAGCAGCUGCGCCCUCGUCACAUUCACAACUCUUCUGGAAUUUCACCACAGGGAAUGCCAGUGGAAGGCGCUGGAAGCCAGCCGGUGGCAGCGCGUCCGCAUCAUGUCGGGGAGGGAGCGGUGGGAGCUCCAGCAGUGUGGAGUUCUCCGUUUGGGGGAGCUUCGCAGGCUGCCGCUGGGUCAGACGGGAUUCCUCAGAACACCGGCCGCAUGCCUCAGCAACUGGGGCAGAUGGUGUCUCAGCAAAACGAAGGCAGGGGUUCUGCUCCCGACGGGAGUACGGACGUUCAGAAGGCCAUGAUGCAUAUGAUGCUCAACACCGUCGCUGACAACUUGUCGACCCAGGCGGCUUCGCAGGUGUCUCAGCUUCAGAAGUGGUUUCCGUCCGCGAUCGCGGUCCUGCGGCCGUACUUCAGUGUCAGUCAGACACGCGUCCGGCAACGCCUCCUUCAGCUCCUCUUUCCCUUUCUCUCGCUCUGGCGAUCCGCCCCGGCCGUGGAGGGGCGGGCGCUGUCGACCAAAGACAUCGGCGGCGACGGCUCUCACGUCGCUUUAAACGCUCUGCCUCGCGACCUAUACACGCCACUCAUGGCGCUAGUGACGUACGUGCUUCUCUACGCCUUGACAAGAGGCGCAGCGAACGAUUUCCGGCCCGAACUUCUCGGCAGCACGGCCUCCGUCGCCCUGCUUCUCCUUGUCGCCGAAGUCGUGGUUGCAAAAGUCGCCUUCUACGUCUCCGGAGCCGGAGGCGUAUGCACACUCGACCUUUUCUCCUUCUGCGGCUACAAGUACGUGCACCUGGCCCUCCUCAUCGCUUUUCGCCUCUUCCUCAAUACGCUGGCCAGCUUGGAAGGCGCUCCCGGCGUCCAGGGAAAUGCAUCGGGCGCUCUCAGCCCGACAGGCCUAAGCUUCGAUGACUCAGCACAGAUUCCGGAAGUUGCCAACGCUGCUGGAGCACCCUCCAGUUCCCAAAACUCGUUGAGUUCUUCCGCAGCAUCUGGCGACCGGCCGUCCGCAAGCGGUGCGGGACUGAUAAACAGUGGAGGCCUUACGGGGCUUUUUACCGUUGCCUAUGUGUACCUGUUUGCGUGUGCGGCGGCGGAACUUAUCGUCCUUUUGAGGGGUGCGACGACACGCUGCUUUCAGGAAAGUGAGGCAGCAAGUGGCUGGCAAGUUAGUCGGGACGCGAGUUGCCAGGCGGGACCAAAGUCUGUCAUUUUUGCUCUAGCACUGCUUCAGGUGCCUCUCUGCUGGCUCCUGACGCCGUCCUUUUCUGUCGCGAAGUCAACCUAAGCUCGCGAGGCGAGACAAAGCCGCCACGCUCCCUUUUUCAAAUGCUGUACCCAUGUG